AACGAAACGCUGAAGAGUUGGCAAUGACUUCUCUCUACUUCUUACUUUCUGUCGUCCUCCUGUCAGCCUUGGUGCAAAGUUACAAGAUUUCGGUUAAUAAUUGGACAAUGAUGGUCGCGGAUGAUGUGCGGGUUCGGGAAGGGGGAUCCGCUAUCCUGCCCUGUAGUUUCACCCACCCACACAUUCACCGCAGGGUCAACGGCUCCGUGAUGUGGUACAAACUUCCCUCAGACCUUCAUCAUCCUGUUUUUAAAUGUACAUAUCCUGGUACAGACCAUUCACAGGGUGAACUGUGUGAGAAUGUGACACAGCGGGACAGUGGGAAUCGAUCCAGAUUCGUGGGGAACCUCAGCAGCAACGAUCUCUCAAUAAUGAUGGAGCAGCUGAGCCGGAAGGAUACCGGUCAAUAUCGGUGUCGUGUGGAGCUCAAUGUGGGCAAAUUUGAAACACCAAGUGGAACGAAUCUGACAGUGGAAGUUGUUGGUAGAAAUGACUCAGUGGUGAGUGGGACAGAGGGAGAUUCGGUUACAUUGCCCUGUAUGUUCAUACCCAAUAACUCCCUCACCCUGACCACUGUUACAUGGAUAAGGAAGGAGCCCUACCAACACGUAGUCACAUUUCGAGACCAAUUAAAUAGAUCACGGAUAGUUGUAAGUGCUGGAAAUCGGUACAAGCUUGUCGGGAACCCACAGAAGGGAAACUUGUCAAUCAGGAUAAACCAGCUGAACAUGACGGACAAUCGCACUUACCUCUGUGUGGUGGAGUACACAGGACUAUCCUAUUAUCAAUAUCUGAUCCAGAAUGAGACACGACUGCAUGGGUGUUCAAGUCUAAUAGGAUGCACCAGAUCUUUGAAAAGGAAGGAUCCAGGUUCAUCCAUGACUGCCAGGACUGAUCAGGCCCACCAGAAGUCUGCACCGGAGCAAGGCGAUUCCAACACCUACGCCGAGAUUGAAAGAGGCAGAACAGGUGGCAAGAGAUUCACAAUUAGUGCUUCAGAAGACCGUGAGUGA
Molecule: messenger RNA, 1013 nt
Organism: Carcharodon carcharias (great white shark)
Lineage: Eukaryota; Metazoa; Chordata; Chondrichthyes; Lamniformes; Lamnidae
Exons: 7
Coding region: 24-1013 (329 amino acids)
Biological process (GO): regulation of actin cytoskeleton organization; regulation of bone resorption; regulation of osteoclast development
Cellular component (GO): plasma membrane
Source: RefSeq, a predicted model, not a curated record